UGCUCCACACGGAAGGCUCGAUGACAAAACAGUAUUGGAUGACUAGAAAAGCAAGCUACGUAACAUUGGUACUGUAGAAAUCGAUUUAUCCGGAUUCAAUGUGUACACGAGCACUUUUCUUUGAUCUGUAUGACAAUGUAAGAUCAGCAGAUAAAUGUCAUAAUCAACUUUCCCAUUACCCUAUCCUAUGCUGUUCUUUAUAUACUUGCUUUAAGUUCCACCGUUUUUUACCAGUACAUGGCAAACUCACUGACACUACUAGCCUUGCUUCCCAACAAAAUCCAUGGCUUCCUAUUGUUUAUGGAUUUGGCUUUUGGCAGCCUCUUGGAACGUAUUUUUCCACUACCAAAAGACAUAUGAUUUUAGCGCAAGUGCUUCUGUGCUUGCCAACAUUUCAAUCCAUGGAGACGCUGCCAUAGCUGAGACGGAUGACGAUUUUAUAUGCGCCACCUUAGACUGGUGGCCGCCGGAAAAAUGCGAUUAUGGGACAUGCAGUUGGGGAAAUGCUUCUUUGCUUAAUUUGGAUCUUGAAAGUUCACUGCUGGAAAAUGCUGUGAAGGCAUUUGAUCCAUUGAAAAUAAGAUUGGGUGGAACAUUGCAAGACAAAGUCAUAUAUGAUGUUGGAGAUUUGAAGCAACCUUGUCACCCUUUUAUCAAAAAUGUUUCUCUAAUGUUCAAAUUUACAGAUGGAUGCCUUCCCAUGUCAAGAUGGGAUGCCCUGAACUUGUUUUUUAGGAAAACAAGGGCUGUGGUAGCAUUUGGAUUGAAUGCUUUGAAUGGAAGGAAAGUAGUAUCGAAGGGUGUUUCAUCAGGACCUUGGGAUUCAACCAACGCUUAUGAUUUUAUUCAGUAUACAGUUGAUCAUGGUUAUCAGAUAAAUGCAUGGGAAUUAGGAAAUGAGUUGAGUGGAAGUGGUAUUGGAACAAGUAUCAACGCUACACAGUAUGCAGCUGAUGUAAUUAAACUUAAAAGGAUAUUGAAAAAGAUUUACAAGGAUUUUCAAGUGAAACCCCAACUUGUUGCACCUGAUGGAUCUGUUGAUAAAAACUGGAUUAAGGAAUUUCUUCAACGAUCAGGACCAAACAUUGUAGAUGUUGUUACACAUCAUAUCUACAAUCUGGGGCCAGGUGUGAAUCAGCAUCUUGUGGGGAAGAUAUUGGAUCCGCAUUAUCUUAGCGAAGGAGAGUCUACAUUCAGAAGACUUAAAACUGUCUUGGAGAAUUAUGGACCUUGGUCAAGAGCAUGGGUUGGUGAAUCUGGUGGAGCUUAUAACAGUGGACACAAUCUCGUCACUAAUUCAUUUGUCUCUAGUUUUUGGUAUUUAGAUCAGCUUGGCAUGGCAUCAACAUACAAUACAAAGACUUAUUGCAGGCAAAGCUUGAUUGGUGGCAAUUAUGGGCUUUUAAACACAACUACUUAUGUGCCAAAUCCUGAUUACUACAGUGCACUUCUUUGGCAUCAACUAAUGGGAGCACGUGUUCUGUCCCUAAGUUCAAAUGGAACACCAUACCUGCGGCCUUAUGCACAUUGUACUAAGAAUGCUACAGGAGUCACCUUACUCUUGAUCAAUCUAAGCAAAUUGGAUGUCAUUACUGUUGGGGUUUCUACUUAUUCUCAUACUGGAGGGCAGAAAAAUAUUUCUGCAAGGACUGAUUUGAUAAAAGGGAAAUCCAGAUUGGAGUAUCACUUAACAGCAAAAGAUGGGGAUUUACAUAGUCAGACUAUGCUCCUCAAUGGAAAAGCUUUGGGUGUAAGUGUCAAGGGAGAAAUACCAUCUUUAGAACCAAUAGAGGUGAAUCCCCAGACACCUAUUUCAGUAGCUCCUCUCUCUGUUGCAUUUGUAUCUCUUCCUUAUGUUCAACUCCGAGGAUGUAGCAGAUUUCCUUCUACAUUACCAGUACAUGGCACAGUCAAUGCCAUUAUGAGAUUUGCUUCCAUGGCUUCUGGUUGUUUCUGGAUUUGGGUUUUGGCUGCCUGUUGGGCUGUAGUCCUCUGCCGAAAUGCAUAUGGUGCUUCUGUGAUCUUUAAUGUUUCAAUAAAUGGGAGCGCUGCCAUAGCCGAGACAGAUGCUGAUUUUAUAUGUGCCACCUUGGACUGGUGGCCUCCGGAGAAAUGUGAUUAUGGGACAUGCAGCUGGGGAAAUGCUUCUUUGCUUAAUUUGGAUCUUGAAAGUCCAUUGCUGGAAAAUGUUGUGAAGGCUUUUAAUCCAUUGAAAAUAAGAUUGGGCGGAACAUUGCAAGACAAAGUCAUAUAUGAUCUUGGAAAUUUGAAGCAACCUUGUCUUCCUUUUGCCAGAAAUACUUCUGUAAUGUUUGGAUUUACAGAUGGAUGCCUUCCCAUGUCAAGAUGGGAUGCCCUGAACCUGUUUUUCAAGAGAACAGGGGCUGUGGUAGCAUUUGGGUUGAAUGCUUUGAAUGGAAGGAAACAAGUAUCGACAGGUGGUAUGGGAGGAGCUUGGGAUUCAACCAAUGCUUAUGAUUUUAUUCAGUAUACAGUUGAUCAUGGUUAUCAGAUAAAUGCAUGGGAACUAGGAAAUGAGUUGAGUGGAAGUGGUGUUGGAACAAGUAUCAAUGCUACGCAGUAUGCAGCUGAUGUAAUUAACCUUAAAAGGAUGCUGGAAAAUCUUUACAAGGAUUUUAAAGUGAAACCUCAACUUGUUGCACCUGGUGGAUUUUUUGAUGCAAAUUGGAUUAUAGAGUUUCUUCAACGAUCAGGACCUAACGUUGUAGGUGUUAUUACACAUCAUAUCUACAAUCUGGGACCAGGUGUGGAUGAGCAUCUCGUGGAGAAGAUAUUGGAUCCAUCUUAUCUUAGCCAAGAAGAGUCUACAUUCAAAAGUCUCAAAAACAUCUUGCAAAAUUAUGGACCUUGGUCAAGUGCUUGGGUUGGUGAAGCUGGUGGAGCUUAUAACAGUGGACACAAUCUUGUCACCAAUGCUUUUGUCUUUAGUUUUUGGUAUUUAGAUCAGCUUGGCAUGGCAUCCACCCACAAUACGAAGUCUUAUUGUAGACAAAGCUUGAUUGGUGGUAAUUAUGGCCUUUUAAACACAACUACUUAUGUGCCAAAUCCUGAUUAUUACAGUGCACUUCUUUGGCACCGACUAAUGGGAAAACGUGUUCUGUCCCUAAGCUCAAAUGGAACACAAUAUCUGCGACCUUAUGCACAUUGUACCAAGGAUAAUGAAGGAAUCACCUUACUCUUGAUCAAUCUUAGUGAAUCAGCUCGUAUCACUGUUGGGGUGAAUUUUACUGGAAAGAGGGAUUUCGUAAACAGUGUCGGGAGAUCUAGACUGGAGUAUCACUUAACAGCAAAAGAUGGGAAUUUACACAGUCAGACUAUGCUUCUCAAUGGAAAUGCUUUGAAUGUAAGUUCUGAUGGACAGAUACCAUCAUUAGCACCAAUAUCGGUUAAUCCUCAGACUCCUAUUUCAAUAGCUCCUCUCUCUAUUGCAUUUGUGUCUCUUCCUUAUGUUAAACUCCCAGCAUGUACCAGGUAGCAGGUAGGGAAUGUAUGCAGAUCCAAAAUAAAAUUCAAAUUUGGCAUUCUCUUUGAAGCAUCAGCAUUAUUUCAAUCGAGAUGCCAUUCAAUGUAUUUAUUAUUAUAUAAGUUCAAUGAGAUUAAUAAAAUUUCAAUACACCCAGUUGGUGUCUUGUUUUA
Cryptomeria japonica (Japanese cedar) is the source of this 3657-nucleotide messenger RNA. RefSeq lists its product as uncharacterized. Lineage: Eukaryota; Viridiplantae; Streptophyta; Pinopsida; Cupressales; Cupressaceae. Gene Ontology annotation, cellular component: plant-type cell wall; membrane. The transcript has 18 exons. Bases 284 to 3496 code for a protein of 1070 amino acids. Gene Ontology annotation, molecular function: beta-glucuronidase activity. The record is from RefSeq and is a predicted model, not a curated record.